AUGCCAAUGCACGCCUUCACAAAACAACCAUAUGGCGAUCGAGCAUAUUCGUCUCUUGGAUCGAUCCUGGAUAACCCCACACACCUACUGAUGUCCUCCCAGGCGGUCGAGCGACCCGUUGGUGGAGACCUCGAUAUCUUGUCCGCUUCCCGGUAUCCCCAGGGACUGAUGCAGCCUUACGAUGAGAUAGAGGAGCAGAACCCAAGGAAACGAAAGGCAACGACCUCAAUGGACCAGCUUUAUGGCGGUAUCGUGCUGGCUGGGUCUGCCGCGAGCGGGAGCAAUCGUUCCUCCUCUGCCGAACAAGACACACCUUCGACCCAGAAGAAAGCAAAGUCCAUCAAGCGAGCCUCGACCAACGAAGGCGAUGAACAGGCAAUGGAGAAGAAGCAGAGGGGCCGUCCUAGGCUUGAUACCCACGAUGAGACAGCAGCAGACCGCCGUCGCACCCAGAUUCGGUUGGCACAAAGGGCGUACCGCCAUCGUAAGGAGACGACCAUCUCGGCGUUGAAGCAGAAAGUUACAGCCCUACAGAAUACAAUCGAACAAAUGAACAAGACCUUUCUGACUCUGCACGAUAACAUGGUCGACGCCGGCAUCCUGGCCUCUCAUUACGCUUUGGCCCGUCAGCUUCAGUCGGCCACGGAAGAAUUUGUUGCCCUCUCCAAGAUUGCAUCACCCGAGUCGGACGAUGAAGAAGAGGCCGCCAUUGCGGCUCUCACCCGGGGUGAAGGCAAGACGUCUCCCGAAGCAGGGGAGAAAAGGAACAACAGGCGAGGCAGCGGGCCCAAAGACGCAAAGUUGUCCUCGUCUACUACGAAAUCGUCCACCAAAAAGGCUGAUGUACGUCGCGCUGUCAGCUUCAACGACCGCGGCUCCCCUGAUGCAGAAGCUGAUAUGGAACAAUCACGCGCCACAAGCCAGCAGCCCGAUGACACCUUCCUCGCACCGCCGCAGACAGCCUGGACGAUGGACGACUCCAACAUCCACGGCCUGAACGACGUGCUCUCCUUCCACACCACCAUUCCCGAGACCGUUCUCUACGACGAUCCGUAUGAGAAACUCGUUGUUGAAAGACCUCUCAAUCCGCCGAACAGGCCCCAAGGCUCCUCCUACACGUACUCCUUCCAAGAGACGACGUUCGCGCGCCGCCUGCACCGGAUGUGUCUGGAGCGCGCGUUCCGCACUCUGACGAGCCCGAACAUCGACCCGGCGUACAUCAAGCGCGUCUUUCGCUUCACCUUUUGCUUCUCCAACCGCAGGCGCAUGCUCCAGCGGUUCCAGGAGAUGCUCAAGCGCCGGGCCGGCGAGUCGCUGGAGAACUGGAACGUGCCCUUCUUCCACAUCGGCGGCGCGGGCACCCACUUCCCUCGCCGUGACGACGACGGCAACCCCAUCUUCCCGCCCAACAUGGUCAGCCCGGCCAAGGCGUUCGGUCCGCAGCCGUACGUCGAAGCCGAGACGCCCCGGCUCGAGGCCUCGAUGCAGGAAAUGCUCGACAACAUCGGCUUCGGCGGCGUCUGGUUCGACAGCCACGAUGUCGAGGAAUACCUCAAGACAAAGGGGUUGUACCUGACGGGGCAGAGCAGCUUCGUCGAAGUCGACCCCGCGGUCCUCUCUCUCGUCAGAUCAACCAGUGCCACCACCAGCGACGGGACAUCCACGUCUGACCGCUCCCCGCUCGAAAACGCACUACGGACGCCCUCACCGCUACUACUCGCCGACGAGCGCUUCCCCGACCCGUUCAUCGCCCAGCAUGACCUGUCGUCGGAGCUGUACGCGCCUCUCCAGACCGCCGCAACCACGACCACGAGAGUAGCCACAGCCAGAUUGUUCCCUCCGGCCACGUCACGCGCCGAGACGCCCAAAUCCACCAACGGAGACGACGACAUCUGGGAGGCGAGUUUCCCGUUCCCUGGCGCUCCACCUACAUUCUCCGACCUUUUAGGCUCGAGGAGGCAAACUCCUCUGACGUUUGACGUGGAGAUGUUUCUCGAGCGCAUGGUCGAGGAUGGCGCCUGUCUCGGACGAGCCCCGGGGUUCAGGAAGGCGGCCAUUGAUGAGGCCCUCGUGGCGAGUCUGCAGGAGGGGUUCUAA
Messenger RNA from Cladophialophora yegresii CBS 114405, 2097 nucleotides. RefSeq lists its product as uncharacterized. Gene Ontology annotation, molecular function: DNA-binding transcription factor activity. The record is from RefSeq and is a predicted model, not a curated record. Gene Ontology annotation, biological process: regulation of DNA-templated transcription. Bases 1 to 2097 code for a protein of 698 amino acids. The transcript has a single exon. Lineage: Eukaryota; Fungi; Ascomycota; Eurotiomycetes; Chaetothyriales; Herpotrichiellaceae.